AUGUCCACGACCGCGGGCGGCGCGAUAGGCCGCCUCGCCGCCGCGACGGAGCGGCUGCGGCGGUGCUCCGCGUCCGCGGGCAUCGACGCGGAGGACGGCGGCGGCGGCGGCGGCGGCGGCGGCGCGCCGGUCGACGUCAUCGUAGAUCUCACGCAGGCGCCGAAUCACGACGACGACGACGACGACGGCGACGGCGACGGCGCGGACGACGCGGACGACGCGGACGACGUCCUCGACCCGGCGCUCCCCCCCGCGUCGCAGGACGACGCCGCGAAGGGCGCGCUCUCGUGCAGCAUCUGCUUGGAACCCUGCGCGCUCGACGGCGCGCACCAGGUCAGCGCCCUCUCCUGCGGGCACUGCUUCGGGCACGCGUGCAUCAGCAAGUGGCUGACGCGACACAAGAAGGGCAACGGCGGGAAGUGCCCGCAGUGCAAUCGCAGGGCGAAGGUCGCGGACGUGCGCAAGCUGUUCGUGCCCGCGUUUCGCGCGUUCGUGGACACGAGCGAGGUGGACGCCGCGCACGAGGAGCUCGCGAGAGAGCGCGCGGGACGCAUCGAGGCGAGCUUCGAGAGCGAACGCGCGAGAGGACGACUGAAAAAAGUCGAGGCGGAGUUGGAAGAGGCGAAGGCGGCGGCGGCGCGCGAACUCGAGGAGGCGAACGCGCGCGUGAAGGAUCUCGAAGCGAGGAACGCGGCGUUGACGUCGACGCGCGCGGAAGAAGAAGUAGCGGCGGCGGCGAGGAGGAGGAGGACGUCGUCGAUCGACGCGUCCGGGUCGCGACCGGGACCGGGGCCCGGGUCAGAACGGCCCUCAGCGCCCGCGCCCGCGCCGGACGCGACGAGGAAAGCGACGGCGCCGGCGGCGAACAAGCGCAAGUCCACCGCGCCGUCGGACGGCGACGGCGCCGGCGGCGAUCGACGCAAGGGCACCGUGCUCGCGAUGUUCGACCCGAACCGCGACGCGCGAGAAUCGCGCGCGGCGGCCGCGGCGGCGGCGGCGGCGGCGCGGGAAGAAGAAGAAGCCGCGGCGGCGGCGGCGGCGGCGGCGCGCGGACGGUACGAGCAACGCUUCGUCACGCACGUCUCCUCCGGGCGUUCGAUGGACGUCAACGGCUCGUUCACGAUCGUCUCGGAGGAAUCCCCCACGGGGAGCACGCGGCUCACGAAAAUAAGCCACGCGUCGCACUCGAGUCGCGCGAGCGUCGCGCUCCCGGCGGGCUCCGGGCGGGCGCGAGACGUGCGCAUCGCCGACGACGGCGACGGCGCGUCGUGGGCGCUCGCCGCGUGUCUCGGCAAGCGACUCGUCGUCGUCGACCUCGCGCGCGACGGGAUCGCCGCGUGCGUGCGCACGCCCGCGCCCGCGUGGUCGUGCGCGUGGGGGGGGUGGUCGGUCGCGACGGGACCGGGCGCGUCGGUGAACGUUUCGUCCUCCAGGGACGCGUCCUCCGCGGAUCCCGCGCGCGAUCCCAACUACGUCGUCGUCGGCCUCGCGAACGGCGAGACGUUGAUGUACGAUCUGCGACGCGCGAGCGAGCCGGUCGCGAGAGUCCCCGCGGAGGAGGGGUCGCACCGGCCGCCCGUGCACACCGUGGUGCCGAUCGCGCGGGAGCACGGCGGCGGCGUUUUGUUCGGGACCACCCUGGGGGCGUAUUACUACCAGCCGGGGGGCGCGUCGUCGGACGCGAUGAUGGCGUCGGACGCGAUGAUGGCGGCGGACGCGGUGUCGGACACAGUGUCGGACGCGUUCGUCCGGCGUCUGCCGCACCUUCCCGACGCCGGGUGCACGUCCGUGGCGUGGGCGCCCGGGACCAUGACCGCGGCGGCGUCGUUCCGCGGCCGUAAACCCGGGCAGUCUGACUCGUACCCGGAGACGCACGUGAUCAUGCGCGCCGCGAGCGCCGCCGAGGGCGUCGAGGGCGCCGUUCCGGACGGCGCCGGACGCGCGCGUCCGCGACCGCUGCUUCAGCGGGGUGACGAUUCAAAUCCAAAUCCAGGCGGCGGCGACGACGGUUCGCGUUCGUAUCCGCAUUCGUUCCCGUUCCCGCGCGCGAACGUGACGCGCGCCGCCGGGCAUCGCAACAAGGACGUGAUGUCGCGCGUCGCGUUGUUGCGGCCGCACGCGACGCGCGCGUGCUCCGUGUUCCUCGCCGGCGCGUCCGAGCCGGGCUACAACGCGCACACGAUGACGUGGAUGGGCCCGACGGUGAUGGUGUGGAACGCGGCCACGGGGAGGAUGCGACAGGCGCUGAAAUCGUCGCUGCCCGCGUCUGGCGGGGGGAUCACGGACGUGCGAGGAUGGAGCGGCGGCGGCGGAGGCGGGGAGGUUUUAGCGUGCGUGAACAGGGACGCGUUGCAGCUGUGCACGUGGACGCCGGGGGAGGCGCCGUGA
Molecule: messenger RNA, 2388 nt
Organism: Micromonas pusilla CCMP1545
Lineage: Eukaryota; Viridiplantae; Chlorophyta; Mamiellophyceae; Mamiellales; Mamiellaceae
Exons: 2
Coding region: 1-2388 (795 amino acids)
Biological process (GO): interstrand cross-link repair; protein ubiquitination
Cellular component (GO): nucleus
Molecular function (GO): ubiquitin-protein transferase activity
Source: RefSeq, a predicted model, not a curated record